Molecule: messenger RNA, 1452 nt
Organism: Penicillium canariense
Lineage: Eukaryota; Fungi; Ascomycota; Eurotiomycetes; Eurotiales; Aspergillaceae
Exons: 3
Coding region: 1-1452 (483 amino acids)
Source: RefSeq, a predicted model, not a curated record
AUGCGCUUGAUGCACCAGUCGCGCCGUCUGGUCCUUCCUAGGUCCAGAAAUUUGGGCUUCUUAUAUGCUGCCUAUUAUCAUGUACGGUUCAUCUCGAAAUCAUCCAAAUGGGUCGACGACUCUUUCUGUCUUCCCGUUGGAGGCAAUGGAGCUGUAUCAUUAAGUGUGACACGGCCUGCGCCAUCAAGUUUGCCCGUCCAGAGCCAAUCGCGCGCUCCAGGGCCAAAUGUUAUUCUCUACCUACCUGCAGGUACCAUGUUUCAAGGACGCGCGGGGGCUGUACAGCGAGGUGGAGGCUCUGAUGUUCAAGUUGCUGCACGUGAGAGGAAAAUCGACACUGCAGAUUUUACUGGACUGUCACCCCAGCAUGCCUUGGCCACCAUGACUUCCGCGACAGUUGUGACGGUCAACUAUCGCCUAGGCGAGGUAGCGGACGCGGUCAGUUGGGAUGAAGAAGCCGCCCCAAAUACCCCCGAAAAACUUCCAUUAUCUGCUCCAGAACCACCCACAAAAGGGGCUCAAUCAUCGUACUUCACAUACCCAACCCCAAUCCACGAUACCCUCGCGGCAUUCGACUGGAUCCAGACUCACCUCCAACCCGCCCAACUAGGAGUCGUCGGCACUCACAUCGGCGGUUCCCUAGCUAUCAUGCUCGCCCUAACAGAAGCACAAUCUGUGAAAGCCGUCGCUGCCAUCGACCCAAUCUGUGACUGGCCAGGACUCGACGAGUACUGCACCCCCGAGCCAAUCGGCCUUACCGAAAGCGCCGGCGCAACGAUAACCAGCCAAAGCCCAGCACGGCUUAUAAAGCCCAAACGCUCCUCCAAGAAAGGGGCUUCCCGCGCCACAGCACCCCCAGACCUUGUCUCCCUCCUCCGUGCCCGCGAAGCACUCUUCGCAUCCCCUGAGCGCUACUUCGACGCCUUCGCCUCGCCGAUCCUGUUCCUCCGCUCUGCGGGCUGCGACGUACCCCGAGCUUUCCCGCAGUACCUGACAGGCCCGGAGUACCCGGUGCCUGUGCUGAAGCGUACCCCGAAAGUCACGGCUGCGGAGCAGCACGAUGCGCCGGAUGGGUCCCUCUGGAACCGGGAUAUCUACCCUGCCGCUGACGCGGAGGACGCUGACCUGGGCGAGGUGACUGUUGUUCGGCGCCGGAAGGCGCUGUCGCGGUGGCCACCGUUUGGGCUGGAUUAUGGGUCUGGUGGGGGUAGUUGGUCGGGGGGUGGAACUGGGGUGCAGAGGUUGCAAGUUACGUUGCCGUGGGUGAGGAUUUUUGCCGAGGGAGAGACUGUUCUUGCGGACCAGGGGGGAGGAGAUGGUGUCUGUUUUGCGGCGGGCGGCUUUGGCGAGCGGAGAGUCACUUUUGAGCGAGUGACGGGGAAUGAGCCUUCGGGGAAGGAGGUGGGAGGUUGGAUUGGGGGUAUUUUUGCUGGGUCAAUCCGGGACGACUGA